Messenger RNA from Manihot esculenta (cassava), 1739 nucleotides. Its product is annotated as NASP-related protein sim3. Gene Ontology annotation, cellular component: nucleoplasm. The record is from RefSeq and is a predicted model, not a curated record. The coding region runs from base 36 to 1514 and encodes 492 amino acids. Gene Ontology annotation, biological process: DNA replication-dependent chromatin assembly; CENP-A containing chromatin assembly. NCBI's taxonomy places the organism in Eukaryota, Viridiplantae, Streptophyta, Magnoliopsida, Malpighiales, Euphorbiaceae. The transcript is spliced from 6 exons. Gene Ontology annotation, molecular function: histone binding.
CCGUUGUUCGUUUUUCCAAAAUCCAGAGCUAAACAAUGGCGGAGGACGAAGCUGUGGUAUCGACAUCAUCACUGACAAUGACCGAACACACCGUCACUGAGGCUCCGACCGAUGUGGAAAUUCAAACCUCGAACGAGGCCACCAUCGAAUCGAACGUCCAGGGAGGCACUGAGUCCACUUGCAAUAACAUCAGCAACAGUGGAGAAGCUUCGGCUCUGACUUCCGAUGGAGAUGGAGAUGGAGAUGGAGAGAAAUCUCUGGAGUUCGCGGACGUGUUGACUGAUAGAGGAACCAAAGCUCUUAAGGAAAGUGAUUAUGGCGAGGCUGCCGAGUGCUUCAGCCGUGCUCUAGAAAUCAAGGUUUCACACUAUGGUGAACUUGCCUAUGAGUGCUUAAAUGCUUACUACCAAUAUGGGCGUGCAUUGUUGUACAAAGCUCAAGAAGAGGCCGAUCCACUGGCUACAGUACCCAAGAAGGAUAGUGAAUCUAAACAAGACUCUGAUAAAGAUGGAUCCGUUAAAAAUUCAAUAAAUGGAGAAUCUUCUACUGCUUCUGUUUCAAGUAAUGUAGAAGAGGAUGGGAAGCACAAUUCCAAUCAUCAAGGAGGAGCAGCAGAUGAUGCAUCUGGGGGGAAAGAUCAGGAAGAGGAAGGGGGGGAUAGUGAAGAUGAAGACUUGGCAGAAGCUGAUGAAGAUGAGUCUGACCUUGACUUGGCUUGGAAAAUGCUAGAUGUUGCCAGGGCAAUUGCUGAAAAACACUCAGGUGACACAAUGGAUAAAGUGGAUGUGCUAUCAGCAUUGGCAGAAGUUGCUUUGGAAAGAGAGGAUAUUGAAACAUCUCUCAGUGACUACCAGAAAGCAUUGUCCAUUCUAGAACGGCUUGUUGAACCAGACAGUAGACUCAUAGCAGAAUUAAGUUUCCGAAUAUGUUUGUGUUUGGAGAUUGGUUCUAAGCCUCAGGAAGCAAUCCCAUAUUGCCAGAAAGCAAUAUCAAUUUGCAAGUCAAGGCUGCAGCGGCUUGUGAAUGAAGUAAAGAGUUCCUCAGAAUCAGCAAUGUCAUCAACAGUGUCUGAAUUGAGUGAGGGUGUACAGCAAUCAUCCAAUGGCUUGGAGAGUGAUAAAGCUGUUGCAGAUAAAGAAUCAGAAAUUGAAACACUUACUGGCCUGUCUGGAGAGCUAGAAAAGAAGCUUGAAGAUCUUCAACAGCUAGCUCUGAAUCCAAAAUCUAUUCUUUCUGAAAUCCUGGGAAUGGCAUCUGCCAAGGCAAUAAGAAGUGAGAAAAGUGCAGCUCCAGCUGUGUUGAGUUCUUCACAGAUGGCUACUGCUAACAGCAGUGGAGGUUUUGACUCCCCAACUGUUUCCACUGCUCACACGAAUGGGGCUGCGGUCACUCAUCUUGGUGUUGUGGGAAGAGGAGUCAAGCGAGUGUUGAUGAGUACAGCCUCAGCAGAAUCAAGCCUAAUGAAGAAACCCACAUUGGACCCCUCAGUAGCAGACAAAGAAGAUGGCAAUUAACCAUUAGUUUUUCCAAAUCUUGAAUGCUCUGAGCUGUGGUAUUUGUAGUCCAAACUGGUAAGUUUCAGUUUCUUUGUUAUGUUCUCAUCUAAAUAUUGAUAACAUAAAACCUUGUAAGCAGCACAAUUGUCUGUCUUGAGCUGGAUCCUGUUAGUGAGGCAGGAGGAAGUAACCUUUAUCUAUUACUCAUUGUGGAAUGUAAUUUGGAAAAAUGAUAUUUCUUUA